Molecule: messenger RNA, 1301 nt
Organism: Oryza brachyantha (malo sina)
Lineage: Eukaryota; Viridiplantae; Streptophyta; Magnoliopsida; Poales; Poaceae
Product: probable BOI-related E3 ubiquitin-protein ligase 3
Exons: 4
Coding region: 106-1122 (338 amino acids)
Molecular function (GO): ubiquitin-protein transferase activity
Source: RefSeq, a predicted model, not a curated record
AGACCCCGUUUCGCCCUCUCUCUCUCCCCUCUCUCUUCCCUCUACCUCCCCUCCUCCCUCCCCUUUCCCCUCUCUCCUUCCCUCCUCCCCUCCCCGUCCUCGGCCAUGGCGUUCUUCUCCCACCACCAUCUCCAGCAGCCGCAUCCUCCGGCUCCGCCGCCGCCGCAGCAGCAACCGAUGCCUCCUUCCUUCAGGAACGCGCUGCCGGUGCCGGUAGAGGGGCAGAUCCCGGCACCUCUCCCCUUCUUCAACCCGCCGCCGGCCUUCCAGGACCAGCCCGCGCAGCCACCACUGGUGGACGCGAUGGGGCUUACGGCCGCGGCGGGGUUAGGGUGGAGGCAGCCUCGGGAGCAGGAGCUGCUAGGAGAGAACUCGCAGAUGUCGUCCAUCGAUUUCCUGCAGACGGGCUCGGCGGUGUCCACAGGACUGGCGCUCUCUCUGGAGGACCGACGCCAUGGUGGUGGCAGCGGAGCUGGGGCUGGGAACUCCUCCGGCGAUUCGCCGCUGCUACUUCUGCCGAUGUUGGAUGAUGACAUCUCCCGUGAGAUCCAGCGACUUGAUGCAGAUAUGGACCGGUUCAUCAAGGCCCAGAGUGAACGGCUUAGACAGUCCAUACUGGAGAAAGUUCAGGCGAAGCAAUUUGAGGCAUUGGCCUCUGUUGAGGACAAGAUACUUCGAAAAAUACGAGACAAAGAGGCAGAAGUUGAGAACAUUAACAAAAGGAAUUCUGAACUCGAGGACCAGAUUAAACAGUUGGCUGUGGAAGUUGGGGCGUGGCAGCAAAGGGCCAAGUACAAUGAGAGCAUGAUCAACGCACUCAAGUACAACUUGGAACAGGUAUGUGCUCAUCAAAGCAAGGAUUUCAAAGAAGGUUGUGGUGAUAGCGAGAUAGAUGACACAGCAUCCUGUUGCAACGGUGGUGCCGCCAAUUUGCAACUAAUGUCGAAGGAGAACGGACACUCGAAGGAUUUGACCGCAUGUAGGGUCUGCAAGUCAAGCGAGGCUUGCAUGCUCUUGUUGCCUUGUCGGCAUCUUUGCCUAUGCAAGGAGUGCGAAAGCAAGCUGAGCUUCUGCCCUCUAUGCCAGUCCUCGAAAAUACUUGGCAUGGAGAUAUAUAUGUAGAAUAGAAUUUAUGUAUCACUCAAGUAUCUUCCGAGAUACGGCUGUGUUUAUACAACACUAUUGUUAAACUGUACCACUAUGAACCAACAUGAAAUGCCACUGGAUGGAACCAUUUAUGGUGGAUGUACUGUUGCGAACGUUACUUUAGAAGUGCAAGCUUUGGACUUUGGAUUAGGCUA